CAUAAAGUGGUGAUGUCAUCGAUAUAAGUGCUGUAGGAGUUGCAGCGAAAUGACUGCCCAGCCAGCGACAGCCCGUAUUACUACGAAAAAACAGACAUUAGAAGACGCAUAUUCACCUCCAGCGAAUUUUCUAGAGAUAGACAUUUUAGAUCCUCAAACACAUGGCGUGGACAAGAAGCGGUAUACGGAUUAUGAAGUCCGUAUGAGAACCAACUUACCAGUUUUCAAGGUUAAGGAGUCCAGUGUGCGGCGAAGGUAUAGCGAUUUUGAAUGGUUGCGGAGUGAGUUAGAACGGGACAGCAAGAUUGUGGUACCAGCAAUGCCAGGGAAGGCUUGGAAACGUCAGCUGCCCUUUAGGGGAGACGAUGGUAUAUUUGAGGACGAGUUCAUUGAGGAUCGAAGGAAAGGACUAGAACAAUUUGUCAACAAGGUUGCUGGACACCCCUUGGCCCAGAAUGAACGGUGUUUACAUAUGUUUCUCCAAGAACCUGUAAUUGACAAGAAUUAUGUUCCUGGAAAAAUCAGAAAUACAUGAUGAGAAAAUAAUCUCUCAAAGACUCUUCAAUAUAUUUCAUAUACAUUUUAUGUGUAAAGAAUGCCUGUACCACCUGGGGCAUGUUAUUGUAGUCUUCAAUGUCCUGGUAUACUGUGACUUAAUGCUGGACCUACCAAAGUGAAACAUUGUGUUUUGUAUGAUAAAUCUUGAUUCAAAGAAUAAUAAUUCUGUUCAGAAGUGCUGCUGUCAGUUUUAAUAGUUUGAUUUAUUUUGAAGAUCUUCAGUUCAGUGUUGAAAAUACAUAACAACCAUGAAUAUUCUUCACAAACAUCUUUAAAAAAAAUGAACCUGAGGUAUAAUACAAAUGUCCUACUUUCAGAAAUGUUAAUUUGAUGUUGAAUUGAGAAAAUUGGAAGGGACAAAUGUAGUUUUUGUGGGGUAAAAACCUGUCCAGUAGCCUGAUGAAAUUUUGACAAGGUUUAUAAUGUGUAUGAGAUUAUCACCUCUACAAUGUAACCAGCAAUAUAAGACGUAUAUAGAGACUUACCAGCAUACUGAUCAAAACUCACCGUAAUGGGCAGAGAUUUCUGAUAAAAAAGUCAUUCCCCUCAAACAUGAAGUAAUGUACAGUAGUUUUUUUUUUUUGCUAUUUAUUCAUUUCCAUUUGUUGCUGUUAAUCCGGUUUUCUAUUAGAGAAAAAAUAACAUUACCCACCAAAUUAUUAUAAGUUUAUAACUGGAUCCAGUCCUAUGUUAAAAUAAAUCUGUAUUUACAAUUAAUUCAUUGUCCAAGCGUGUGAUAUCAGGAGGAAGUGUACAUAUUUGUAGCAAACAUUAUCAGUCUACGUACAAUGCAAUACACAAAUGUAUUUAUAGUAACAUUAAACCAAGUUGUGAAUCGUUUUGAUACUUUCAAGUCAGUGUUUUUCCAAAAAUGAAAAAGCUAAUCAAUUUUGAAAUAAUAGGUGUUUUUCGAGUAUGAAACUGGUAUUCUAUGGCAUUUGAGUGGGUUUUUUAUCUCUAAAAAGUAAAUGGUAUAUAGACAGGUAAUCUUGAAGUAAACCGGAUUCACAGCGACUCUUGAUGUAGUUAUUGGAUUUAAAUAGUUGCUUUGUACGUAGAAAACAAGUUUUUUGCUAUAUGUGUAAGGUAGUUAAGAAUAUCAAAAAAUAUUUCAUUUAAGUAUUGCGAAACUAAGCAAUACACUUUCAUAAAAAUGACUUGAUUUCAUGUAUAUUUGUAAUCAGAUUAUCUUUUACCCGUUUCACAUAAUCACCAUCUUGUCUUCAUAUAGCCCCACACUUUUUACACAGCACUAAGCUUUUUAACAAAGCUGAGAGAUCCCCGUAAAAGUAGAAUUUCUAUCUACAAAUGAACAAUUUUUCUUAUGAAAUUCUAAUAGAAGAAACAACGAGACCUUUAUGUAAAAGUAUAUAUAAAUAUAUUUCUUUUUAUCUAGGGAAAAUGUAACAAUUAUUUGCGUAACGUUUCAAAGCUUCUGAACUAUUAUAUAUAACAGUAAAAAUUAUUGUACUAUGUACAAUGAAGUUCUUUUUCCUUUCAAAAUUAUUUAUAUUGGUUACUUAUAUGUAUAAGUCGAGGUUAAUUUUGUCAGCUAUACAUAGUGUAUGGUAGGAGGAACGAAAGUUUUUUGUUUUUUUUUGGCUUGUGAAAUAUAACGGGUGUAUAUGAGAUAACAUGUAUAGGCCUGGAAUAGUUAUCAUGAUAUGUUAUGUAAUUAUGCUUUGUAUUUUAAAUUGCAACUGUUGUGAACAUUUUGAUAGCAAUGAUGUAAUGCUUGGUAGAGAUACAAUCAAUUAAAAAAGUGUGGCAUACAAAAUAUAUGCACAUUAACAUCACUAUGUGGUUGGGCAUUUAGAUGUGUUUAUUUACAGAAUCAAACUUUGUCUUGGGAAAUGUUUCAUGUGCAGUGUACAGGUCAGUUGUAAACCGAGGCUAUCUAUUAAGCAGAAAUUUGACUCAUUCACCCCUGAAAUUUCAUAAUAAACUAUUCCAAUCUUUGAUUUGGAAGAGUUCAAAUGUGUCUACAAGGGUGAAUGAGUUAUGAGACCUGAUUGAAUAUAUUAACAUCAGUUGUGUGGAAUGUGGUUACUUCUCAUUUCAUAAACGUUUUGUAACUGGUGUGAUAUUUUCCUAUCAAGUAUAUUCACUUCUGUUCAAGUCAGUGUGUCUGAUAGGUCUGUACUCAAAUACUACCAUACAGGUCAUCGGUUUUCCAGCCAAAUCUGUCUGUUGUAUUAAAGGCUACUUUGUUGUUAGGCAAAGGAUUGUUAAAGAAUUAAAAGGCCAGAUAUAAUGGUCAAAGAUCUUUUUAAAUGAUUCUGUAAAGUAAAAAGACUUCAAAAUAUUACAUCAUAUGUACAGGAGUAAUGCUUGCUUGACAAAACCAGUUUCUUGUAUAGUACACCGAACACAUGGUAUUUCAGACCACAUUUAUACGUUUUUGAUGUAAAACUUUUAAUUACUAGCAAUAUAAAGUUCUCAUCACUGUGUUAUUUGGAAAAUAAAUUUUUGACUAGGAUUCAAAUUUUAAAUUAAAGGUCACAUUGCUGUAUCAAAGAAGUUGUAAAAAGCUGAUAAUGUGAUAUAGCAUUUGCGAGAACGGGUACUGAAGCUGCGUCUUUUGACCUACAGUAUGUGGUUGUAACUCCUCGCCACACAAAUAAGCUAUGUAUAUAUAUGUAGUAUGUAAACGUUUAAAUAAAGAUGGAUAUAGAUACCGAA
Molecule: messenger RNA, 3240 nt
Organism: Mizuhopecten yessoensis (Yesso scallop)
Lineage: Eukaryota; Metazoa; Mollusca; Bivalvia; Pectinida; Pectinidae
Product: sorting nexin-12-like
Exons: 4
Coding region: 50-535 (161 amino acids)
Biological process (GO): endocytic recycling; late endosome to Golgi transport
Cellular component (GO): early endosome membrane; retromer complex
Molecular function (GO): phosphatidylinositol-3-phosphate binding
Source: RefSeq, a predicted model, not a curated record